AGAGAGCGAGAGAGAGAGAGAGAGAACGAAGGCGGGGGGGGGGGGGGGGAGAUUGUGAUUUAGUGCUCUGGUGGGUGAAACAACCCCCCACUAACGAAGAGGAAAGCAAUAGAAGAAAAGACAAAAAGGACAAAGCCAAACGGAGUUUUGGUCAUCUGUUUCUUCAACAAUGAGCUCAGAAAAGGUACGAUUCUACUUUGUAUCAACUCUUUUGUUGCUUAUCUAACUUUGAAUUAAUUGCGAUGAGUUUUAUAUGUAGGCCUAGAGAUCAACAGGUGUUGCUGAAUGAGGAGGCUAUAGACUGGUGAUAACUGACUUGCCGAGAGAGUUAUGUCUCUCAUUUCUUCCACUAUCACAGGGUUUAGAGAAGAUGUUUUGCAUUUUAGUUAUGUUUUCCAAUAAAAGUCAAAGGUAUAAACACUGAACCUAUAAAUCCUCCAAUCUGUUUAUAAUGUUCCUGUUUUACAGACAUUUGUUUAUGAUAUUUUUCCCCUAUGAUAUUACAUCUCUGUCACAUUUGUAAUUGUUGCCAAUACUGGUGUAAUCACUUAAACUCAUGCAGAGCUUGUCAACAGUUUUCAGUUGUUGAAGUUAUAUAGGCCUAGCAGCUGUUUUGGAAACAUCUUUGGCAACAAAAUGUAAAAAUUGUAUUUAAAUAGCUACAUUACAAAUUGCAAAAGCCAUUUCAGAUACUGUGAUUCAGUAUUCACUAUACAACGCAUAUAAUGACAGCGUACUUGGGUACUGUACACAUACAUGAUUAGAUUCCUCAAGCACAUAUACAUAUUAGCCUACAUCUUGCAGUGAUGCUUUGUGUGUCUAUCAUUGUCUAUAUUUAAUGGAAAAUAUAGGCCUAUUUAUUCAUAGAACAUCACUCAAUGACCUUCUACGGCAGAAUGAGUAGAGAAUGAAUGAUCAUGGGUGCACCUCAGCCACGCUCAAGGUCCUAAACGAUAUUAUAACCGCGAUCGAUAAUAGACAGUACUGUGCAGCCGUCUUCAUCGACCUGGCCAAGGCUUUCGACUCUGUCAACCACCGCAUUCUUAUUGGCAGACUAAAUAGCCUUGGUUUCUCAAAUGACUGCCUCGCCUGGUUCACCAACUACUUCUCAGAUAGAGUUCAAUGUGUCAAAUCAGAGGGCCUGUUGUCUGGAACUAUGGCAGUCUCUAUGGGGGUGCCACAGGGUUCAAUUUUACAUUUUAGUCAUUUAGCAGACGCUCUUAUCCAGAGCGACUUACAUGAGCAAUUAGGGUUAAGUGCCUUGCUUAAGGGCACAUCGACAGAUUUUUCACCUAGUCGGCUCGGGGAUUAGAACCAGUGACCUUUCGGUUACUGGCACAACGCUCUUACCCACUAAGCAAUUCUUGGGCUGACUCUUUUCUCUGUGUAUAUCAAUGAUGUCGCUCUUGCUGCUGGUGACUCUCAGAUCCACCUCUACGCAGACGACACCAUUUUGUAUACAUCUGGCCCUUCAUUGGACACUGUGUUAACAAACCUCCAAACGAGCUUCAACGCCAUACAACACUCCUUCCGUAGCCUCCAACUGCUCUUAAACACUAGUAAAACUAAAUGCAUGCUCUUCAAUCGAACGCUGCUGGCACCCACCCACCCGACUAGAAUCACUACUCUCGACGGGUCUGACCUAGAGUAUGUGGACAACUACAAAUACCUAGGUGUCUGGUUAGACUGUAAACUCAACUUCCAGACUCACAUUAAGAAUCUCCAAUCCAAAGUGAAAUCUAGAAUCGGCUUCCUAUUUCGCAACAAAGCCUCCUUCACUCAUGCUGCCAAACAUGCCCUCGUAAAACUGACUAUCCUACCGAUCCUUGACUUUGGCGAUGUCAUUUACAAAAUAGCCUCCAACACUCUACUCAGCAAAUUGGAUGUAGUCUAUCACAGUGCAAUCCGUUCUGUCACCAAAGCCCCAUAUACUACCCACCACUGUGACCUGUACUCUCUUGUUGGCUGGUCCUCACUAUAUAUUCGUCGCCAAACCCACUGGCUCCAGGCCAUCUAUAAAUCACUGCUAGGCAAAUCUCCGCCUUAUCUUAGCUCAUUGGUCACCAUAGCAACACCCACCCGUAGUCUGCGCUCCAGCAGGUAUAUCUCACUGGUCAUUCCCAAAGCCAACACCUCCUUUGGCCGCCAUUCCUUCCAGUUCUCUGCUGCAAAUGACUGGAACGAACUGCAAAAAUCUCUGAAGCUAGAGACUCUUAUCUCCCUCACUAACUUUAAGCCUCAGUUGUCAGAAAACCUUACCGAUCACUGCACCUGUACACAGCCCUUCUGAAAUUAGCCCACUCAACUACCUCAUCCCCAUAUUGUUAUUUAUUUUGCAUCCCAGUAGCUCUAUUUGCACAUCAUCUCUUGCACAUAUAUCAUUCCAGUGUUAAUACUAAUUGUAAUUAUUUUGCAAUAUGGCCUAUUUAUUGCCUUACCUCCAUAACUUGCUACAUUUGCACACACUGUAUAUAUAUUUUCUGGGGUAUUUUUGACUGUAUGUUUUGUUUUACCCCAUAUGUAACUCUGUGUUGUUGUUUUUAUCACACUGCUUUGCUUUAUCUUGGCCAGGUCGCAGUUGUAAAUGAGAACUUGUUCUCAACUGGCUUACCUGGUUAAAUAAAGGUUAAAUAAAAAAAAAUGAGAGUGUGCAUUACCCAACUUACCUUAUAACACCAUUUAACGGUGCUGAUGUGUUUUAGUACAUUGAUUAUACAUUUGCUGUGUAAUUCUAUAUUUGGCUAUGUUGUCAUUGCAAAUGAGAAUUGGUUCCCAAUUGACCAACCUGGUUUGAAUAACAAGAAAUGUAUGAACCUCUUCUUAAGUUGGACCUUGAGAAUGUGCCCCUAUCUGCAGAUUUACUGUCAGUUUACCAAACCCCAAUCCUAACCUUAGCCGUCAGGACAUAACAAGCAUAGCUGAUUGUAGAUCAGGGCUUAUGGGGAACCAGAGGUAGUGUGUUGAGUUGGCUGGAAAGAAGUCCUGGGUUGUUUCCUGAUUUACAACAAUAGGAUAUUAAUCAAUGAAAUUCUUCAUUGGAUUUCUUCAGAUAUUGAUACGGUGCCUUUGUGCACUUCUUCUUAACCCAAUUAGGCCCACUCCAGUCUCCUUUUCACCUCAUGCAACACCUGAUUUACUUAACAAAAGGCACAUCUCAAUAGGUGAUCCAGGUAUGACAUGACACAAGUGGUGGCCUUUCCUCUCUUGUUCUCUAUUGCUCCUCUAUUGUUCCUCAAGCAAGGGGGGAGGCCGAUGACAUCACCUCAGACCAUCAGACCAACCCUUACGAAAAACCACAUGAAUUUCACGUGAUCACAUGUGAAUUGUUAAGAAAACCACAUGUGAUCUUAUGUGAAGUUAAUGCGAUAACAUGUGACAACAUGGAAAGAAAUAUGUGAUUACAUGAAAACAUGAUCACAUGUGAAGUGUUCCAAAAACAAGUUCACGUGAAAUUUCACAUGAAAUCUGGAUUUUAUACAUCAUGUGUUUUUUCUGUAAGGGUAACUCCUUGAAUGCCCUACUCCUUGACGUUUUCAGUUGUGUCUAAAAAGUACUAUUUUGCUCCCAAAAAAUGUACCCUCAAGUGUGUGGACAUUACUGUAUUUAUACUUCAUAUUCAACAUGAAACCUUUAAUCGCUGGAGGACCUCUAUAAGAUAAGCUCAGAGCCUCCUUGAACAUUGGUAACAAUAGUUGUACUUGCAAAAAGUCCAUAGGAGGUCAAUUGUACUGUACAGAGUUGUAACCCAUACAUCUGUGGAAUCAAAUGAUAUCAUCAGGUCUAUUCAACAGCAGCCUGACCUGUCAGUGUUACCCAAUACAUGUCGGUCUGCCCAAUGACCAUCCACUGACAUCAACAAAUGAGCCAAUGCAUGACAUGCUGCAGAAUGCCACACUCACAGGAUGUUGUCUGAAAGGAGCAUGUGUGAGCCUUAGUGUUGAGUGAGGUCAGAUGUGUGUGUAGGUCCGACACGAGGGCCACUGUGCUGUAACACUAGAGAGAAGAGGCUUGUGUGAGUGCCAUUGUACAUUCAUCAUGGCGAGAGUACUGUAGGUUUACAAAAUAGAACUUGAAUGACUAUAAUUAUUUCUAAGACACAGUAUUAGUGUAUGUCUAGUCUUCCCACUCUAUUUCCACAAACCCAUGUUAUGAAGUGUCAUAAGCAUGACACAAGCGUUGCAUAAAGUGGUCUAUAUUACAAACCUUCUGAUUGUGUCAUGUAAUAUGUUACAUUUUAGUCAUUUAGCAGACGCUCUUAUCCAGAGCGACUUACAGUUAGUGAAUACAUAUUUUUUUAUACUGGCCCCCCGUGGGAAUCGAACCCACAACCCUGGCGUUGCAAACGCCAUGCUCUAUCAACUGAGCUACAUCCCUGCCAGCCAUUCCCUCCCCUACCCUGGACCAAUUGUGCGCCGCCCAUGAGUCUCCCGGUCGCGGCCGGCUGCGACAGAGCCUGGAUUCGAACCAGGAUCUCUAGUGGCACAGUUAGCACUGCGAUGCAGUGCCUUAGACCACUGCGCCACUCAGGAGGUCAGGAUGUUAGGCAUUAUAGUGGAGCAGUUAGAAUGAGCUGUUACUCAGUGUGCUAUAGCUUGCAAGUAAGCAUUUCACUGUACUGUUUACACGUGCUGUAUCCUGUGCAUGUGACAAAUAAACUUUGAUUUAAUUGGAUUAUACUUCACAGUAACAAAUGAUGUUUUUUCCCAGUAGGUGCUCCACCACUGCAGACACCAUGUAUUAUACAGUGAUACCCUGGUGUAUUUUGCUUAGGUCAUGUGAUACAUCUGGAAUCACUUCUGCGUCGGAGUUAUGAAGUUAAACGUAACCCCCCCCCAUAUGAAAGAUAACUGUUACGUUCUCCCCUCGGGUGUAGCUCGUCUGGGGAGGAGACGUAAAUGCCCGUGCACACAAUGUAAACUAGAUGGAUGAGGAAGAAAUGUGGGGUGUAACUAACUAAAAUAACCAGACACAACAACCAGAACUCAGUGUUAGCCCUAGGGGGACGUUUAGUAAGGUACUAAACAACAUAAUAUAUAACAGCCAUAAAGAAACAGUAAUAAAACAAAGACCAAUCAAACAAACCAGGGAAGGUAAGAGAAGGGAAUGUUUGGGAACGGGGUCCAAGUAAUGAAAAUAAACAAAAGGUCCCUCCUCUUCUACACACCUAAUCCUUCCUAACACACUCUAAGCCUUAACCCGCUUUCCUACCUGUUACCACAAAUACAGGGGUGACACCCACCCGGCUAACCUAGUGUGUAAAACAGUGGGUUAUCUACAUGUGAAUGUACACCCAUGGGCAGAACUACCUUUCCCUUCUCCAGGACCCAGGUAGGGUGGAACACAGCAGGAGGACAGACUGGAACACAAACAAAGAUAAAUCAAAACAACCAAUAACCAAAUCCUCAGACAAACAGCCAAACAGAAAGUGCCCCCUCUCUCUCUUGAGCUCACACGGCAAACAGUUUAUAUACUCUAGUCAAUCAGUCACUCACCCACAGCUGCCAGGACUCCGGACCGAAGCCACGCCCACCAUCGUCAGCCGCAACUCAGCACACCUGUAAUAACCAGAACACACAAACAGAACAACCACUCUGAACUACACACACACACUACAAAGGAAGAUUGGGAGAAAGAAAAACAUGUCACACGUAACAAUAACAUUAUGACCAAAACGUGUCUUAAAACAGUGGUCAGACCCUCCUUUGCUUUGAUUUCAGGCCCUGAGGUUGUUUUUCCUGCUUCCAUAUGGAUGUGAAUAACACGGCACUUCUUAACUUAUGUGAUUGAGUCCACCAAUUACUUUAUCACUACCCUACGUUAGGGCAACCCAAAGGUUUCUGCUAUCAGUUUGUGCCAGACCAGUCAUAACCCCUCAGAUAAGAACAAUUGACUUUUCCAACACCAGGUACAAGUGUCAUGGCGCUGAAUAAACAUUGGACCACAGAGAGAGAACCGGCGCUGAACCGACCAAGCUGUUCGGCGACAGAAUUCCCCCCAGGAUUAAAUGGCUAAAGUCUCGCUCAACUCAGCUUUUCCCCUUACAGCCCUCCUUUGUUAUCCUAAAGAGAUUACAGGAAAAAUGUUGACCCAUAUCGGAUAAUGGAGCAGGACAUAAAGUCAACAUUCCCAGCCGUUAGCUCUGGAAGGUCACCCUCUUGAUGAGGAGCAGCCGGGGUUCCCAAAGACUGGCUCAGGACCCACUGGUGGGCUGUGGUUGAUUCCUCUUGGGUCACGGCAUAGGACUUCUAGAAGUUUUGGGAAUAGACUUAAUACAGUCACAAACAACUCUAAAAGAUGGGUCACAGCACAAACAUGUUGGGUACGCAGGGUUGUAGUUUAGGGAUAAGCGGUCUGGUCCUUGCCUCCUGUAUGGAUCGUAGACCACUGAUGAAUACCCUCCAUCGCACUCUGUAGGGGUGAGUUGGAUUUUCAGGUCACCUCCGACCACCUCGGCCUGAAUAUCUCUCCUCUUGGGUGGCUGGUUAGACUUCUCAUAGAAGGUCUUUAUACUUUAAUUAAUUUUAUAUUUCAGUCAUUUAGCAGACACUCUUAUCGAUAGCAACUUACAGGAGCAAUUAGGGUUAAGUACCUUGCUCAAGGGCACAUUGACAUAUUCUUCACCUAGUCUGCUCUGGGAUUCGAACCAGCAACCUUUUGGUUAUUGACCCAACACUCUUAACCACUAGGCUACCUGCCAACACUUAUUUCUCUCCAUCUUUGUUUUUCCAGGGGCCUUCAGUCUGCUGUUGUAAAGCCUGAUGUCCUAACAUACAGGGGAGGAGACUACAAUACAUAAACAUUCUGAAACACCAUGUCUCGUUCAGAUGAGGUCAACAAGAUGACAGAAAACGUGUAUAAGGUACAGUGUGUAGUGUUGUUGUCUCCAAGAGCAAUGAAUCAGUCUGUAGAUGUAGUCAGGCGAGUGCCCUAUAUAACGGUUUUGUUGAAACUCAGUCUGCUAGCAGCAAUGAUCACAGACUGUGACUAAGUGGUUAGUUGAAGAGGAGACAUGAAUAUUGUCUAUUGUUGUCAUGUGUGUUGUAGGGGAUUCUGGACCAGUUCAACCCCAGUCUGAAGAACUUUGUGACCAUGGGGAAACACUAUGAGAAAGCCCUGACAGGUGAGAGAGAGUGGUGUGGACAUACAGUAUACUGUAUAAUUAAGAAAUAAGGCCAGAGGAGGUGUGGUAUAUGGCCAAUAUACCACAGCUAAGGGCUGUUCUUUAAGCACGACACAAUGCAGAGUGCCUGGACACAGCCCUUAGCCGUGGUAUAUUGGCCAUAUACCACAAACCCCGGAGCUGCCUUAUUGCUAUUAUAAACUGGUUACCAACGUAAUUAGAGCAGUAAAAAUAAAUGUUUUGUCAUACCCGUGGUAUACGGUCUGAUAGACCACGGCUGUCAGCCAAUCAGCAUUCAGCGCUCGAACCACCCGGUUUAUAAUGUGUGGUAUAGUAUAUCUAGUGGAGUUGUGGCGUUGGGUGGGCAUGUUUGUUUGGACAUUUUAAUGAUGCCUCUCUGGUGUCUCUGGCAUAGAAGCUGCAUUCCACCCAGGCCCAAUCCUAAAGCCCAUUUAGAGGGAUAGUGUAUAGAGGGUCUUUGUUACAUAGUGCCGCUCACUGAAACGGGUUCUCCUCUCAGGAGUGACGGUGGCAGCUAAGGGAUACUUCGAUGGUCUGGUCAAACUGGGAGAACUGGCCAGCGACAGCCAAGGGUCCAAAGAACUGGGUGAGUGACUGGGUGUGUGAGAGAGAGAGAGAGAGAGAGAGAGAGAGACCGGUGGGGGGGGGGUGAGAAAGAGGGGGUACUAAGAGAGGUAAACUAAGGGACUAUGGGAAAAGAAGAGAGCUAGAGAGUGGAGGGAAGAGAGAAAGUAGGGAGUAAGUGAGGGAGGGAGCUGAGAGAGAGAGCGUGAGGGAACUGAGGGAGAGGGAGAGAGUGGGAUCAUUGUUGAGAGAUUAACAACACCACAUGAUCUCAUUGUAAUGCUGCAAACAGUCGGGGAGGGGGAGAGCAGGAGGGAGAGAUGCCAGACACCACAAACUAGUGUGCUGUGGGAGAGAGACACACACAGCCUUUACCUCAUUGGCAGACCUACAGCUGACAUCAUAGUCUGAGAAGUUGAAAGAUACAAUCAUUCAGUCAGAUAACAGCUCCAGGUGAGAUAAAAUAAUACUUAAUUGAUCCAACACCUCAGAGAUAAUAUUUGACAUACAGACAACAUGAAGUCAAAACAUAUGAUUUAAAGUGUUUUUUUCCCAGCUCUUUUAUCCCGCUCUGUAUCCCUGUGUUGAUGAUGUAUUCUCUGUAUCCCUGUGUUGAUGACGUAUUCUCUGUAUCCUCUGUAGCUCAGCUGGUAGAGCACGGCGCUUGUAACGCCAAGGUAGUGGGUUCGAUCCCCGGGACCACCCAUACACAAAAAUGUAUGCACGCAUGAGUGUAAGUCGCUUUGGAUAAAAGCGUCUGCUAAAUGGCAUAUUAUUUAUUAUUAUUAUUCCAGGAGACACGUUAUUCCAGAUGGCCGAGGUACACAGGCAGAUUCAGGUUCAACUGGAGGACGUGGUGAGUGUUUACCGUGUGUGCGUGUGUGGUGAUAUGAUUGAUUGUUAAAUAUUGUGAUGCUGUAUGAAUGAUGGUAUAAUAUGAUCUACAGUUGAAGCUGUUCCAUUCUGAGCUGCUGUCCCAGUUGGAACAAAAGCUGGAGUUGGAUAUUAAAUAUCUUACUGUGAGUUUAUCUAUGUAUUCUCCUUAAAAUAUUUCCUUCUCUCUAAAAUAUUUUAUUCUCUGUACAGCUGCAACCCCUUUUCUGACUGUAACAAUUUUUCUAUCUAUUGCUCUCUGUUUUCUUCUCGCUCCGUUCUCUCUCGAUCUCAGGCCACGUUGAAGAAAUAUCAGAGUGAGCGCAAGUCGAAGUCAGAAUCUAUCGAGCGCUGCCAAUCACAGCUCAAGAAGCUGCGCAGGAAGAGCCAGGGCAGUCGCCAUCCCCAACAAGUACGGAGAUAGGGAGAUGCAGGUAACUGGCAUCAAACUACACCAUUUUGUGUCAAUAGUGUUUUGUAUGUAACGUUUCAAAGGUGCAGUUGUGUAUUGGUGAAACACUUACAAUGGUGUUUUGACACAGAUAUUUGUGUGGGAUUUUCUUGGAAACACCACCAGGCUAAAGCAUCUUACUCAGCAUUACAAGGCACAGUCAAGUGUUUGUGUGUGUGUACGUAUGGAUGAGAUUAAACAGCAAUCUGUCUCAGCUGAUUUGGCUUCCACAGUCCUUACUGAAGUAAAACUAAAUGGAUAGGGAAGAGAAAGAGGAGAAAUCUUAGAAAUGAGAAAACAGGAAUUAAGAAGGGGGUGGACGAUGGAAGAAAAGGUUAAGGAUUUAGUUUAUCGCUGCUCAGCAGACAGGAUAUGAUGUCACUUCUUCCUCUUGGUCCCUCUGUUGUGCCUCUCCUUACAGUGUAUUAUAAAGGUCACAUAUCUCCUUCUCCGCUGCCUCUGUUAUGCUACAUCUGUGUAUGUGUGUGUGUUUACUAACCUCUCUGUCAGUAUGUGGAGCUGAUGAGUCGUCGUCAGGCUGAGCUGGACACGUUGGUUGCCGUGGGUUACCGCUCGGCGCUGACGGAGGAGAGGAGACGAUACUGCUUCCUGGUGGACCGCCAGUGUUCCGUCACCAAGCUGCUCAUCAACUACCACUGCAAGGUACACACACACACACACACACACACACUCUCUGUCCCUGACCCCCAUCCAAUGGCCAACCUGCCUCUCCUCCUCCCUGUGUCCAGGUGAGAGAGCUCCUGUCACAGAAGCUGUCCUCAUGGCAACAGUCAUGCUCCCAGCCAACCAGACUACCUGAACGGGCACUAAACCUGCUGCGUCACACCGCCCCCCAGGGCUCUGGGGCAUCUGGGAUAGCUGAGCUCCUCCGACACGCCAAACUGGGCGCUGCACAGCCAGAACAGGUGAGAGCAAGGGGUUUUCAAUUCAUUAGUAGGAAUUCACAGACAAACGUCUGAAUUACAUGUACUUUAUAAGACAAAGUGAAAUGAUUAUAAGAUUAGGGUAUUCUAUUAUUUAGACAGGAUUCAGAUGGUUUUCAGUAAUUUAGCAAAAUUCCAUUGUCUCUUCUCAUCUCUCUGUCUUCUCUCUCUCUCUUACCAUUUCUCUCUUUCAGAGGCUGUCAGUACAGGAGGUCCCACCCCUGUUGAAUGGUGGCUCCCAGCAGCAGAGGCCCAUCCGCUCUUCUUCCCAGAGUGACACCCCCCCUCCCCAAAACUCCCCCGGACCCCAGACAUUCCGCUCCCUCGCUGCCACUGGAGGGGCCAUUGGAGGUAGUGGGGCAGGCUCCACCCAGCAGACCAGCACGCCUAUUAGUGCCUCAGCUAUCCCCAAUGCUAACAACAACACAAGCGCUAAUGCUAUCACUACUGCUAACACUCCCACUACUUCAUCCACCUCCUCCAUGGUUGGCUCCAGCCAAGCCCAGCAGUCCUCUCUCCUCCUGGCCACCAGCACCUCCAGCCUCUCCCCAAGUCUCAUCCCCUCCACUGUGCUUUCUCUCAGCCAGGGCUCCCCAUCCUACUCCUCCCUACAGGGCCUGGCCCUGCCGCUGUCCCUCAGUGCCCCUCACAGUCCUCCACUACCCCACAGUGCACCUCUCUCCAGAGCCAUAACCCCCUCGCUGCACCACCAGGGGGGGCUAGGAGGAGGGAACACACCAUUGCUGUCCCAUAAUCCCAUACUGAUGAAGGCAGCAGAGAUGUAUGGAACGUCUACACUGCCGUUGCCUAGGAGACCGGUCAGCGAGGCCCGGGUGGGAGUGUUUAUGGGUAGGUUUUGAUACCCCCCCUUCACUUUUUUUUCGCCAUCUUGUCCUUUUCUUUUCCAAAUGUGAUGUCUAUUUAAUUCAUUUCACGUUCCCUCUCUCCUCUGUCCCCUCUCUCUAUCUUCCAGGUUCCACUCUGCCCAGAGACAGAGUUCUCCCUCUCUCCAGCCCGUCUCGUGUGGAAGCCAUAUUUGCCCAUGCUCCUGGGGAGUCAGAGGGCAGUGGAGGGGGCGGGGCCUGCUUACUUCACUUUCUGCCAGGUGAUGCUCUCAGCCUCCUCAUCUCUGAGCCCAGAGACGGGUGGCACUAUGGCCAGAAUGAACGGACUGGACGGUAAGAGUUAGAACCCACCAUUCAGCUGUACAAAAGUCUACAAUUCUUUAAACACCAACUGAGGACUGUUCUGAAAUUACAUCUUCAGGCAAUCCAUGGGUUUUCUAGGUUAUAUAUAUGGAUAAUACCAACACAAUUCCUCCCUCUCUUCCUUAUAGGAAAGGCUGGUUCCCUUUCUCCUACACUCAGCCCUACCCCAACACCUUGGAUCCCCUCGACAGCAGGUCUGUCACCAUAGAAACAAGAAACUGUUAUGAUCAUUCCUCAAAAUGUUAUUGUCUUAAAUGGAAGUCAACUUUGCAGAAUUAUGAUUAAAUCUUGACACUGUAACUCUAGAAAUCCUUCCGCUAUGGUCUCCACCCUUCCCUUUAUUGACUCUGAUCUAACAGCCUAUCAGCAGCGUUGUCAACAACAUUAUUGUCUUUCAGUACCACAGUGAUGUCUACAAACUGGCAGUGAUGAUGUUGGCUGAUUCACAAGAAGCUGAGAGAGAUCACUGACACUUUGACACAGAUACAGUGCAUUCGGAAAGUAUUCAGACCCCUUCACUUCUUCCACAUUUUGUUACGUUACAGCCUUAUUCUAAAAUGGAUUACAUUGUUUUCCCCCCCUCAUCAAUCUACACACAAUACCCCUUAAUUACAAAGCAAAAACAGGUUUUAGAUUUUUUUGCAAAUGUAUUAAACCAUAUUACAUUUACAUAAGUAUUCAGACCCUUUACUCAGUACUUUGUUGAAGCACCUUUGGCAGCGAUUACAGCCUAGAGUCUUCUUGGGUAUGAUGCUACAAGCUUGGCACACCUGUAUUUGGAGAGUUUCUCCCAUUCUUCUCUGCAGAUCCUCUCAAUCUCUUUCAGGUUGGAUGGGGAUUCAUGCCAUAGAGUUCAAUCUUUGUUUCAUCAGACCAGAGAAUAUUGUUUCUCAUGGUCUGAAACUCCUUUAGGUGCCUUUUGGCAAAGUCAAAGCGGGCUGUCAUGCCUUUUACUAAGGAGUGGGCUCCGUCUGGCCACUCUACCAUAAAGGCCUGAUUGGUGGAGUGCUGCAGAGAUGGUUGUCCUUCUGGAAGGUUCUCCCAUUUCCAUAGAGGAACUCUGGAGCUCUGUCAGAGUGACCAUCAGGUUUUUGAUCACCUACCUGACCAAGGCCCUCUGCCGCGAUUGCUCAGUUUGGCCAGGCGGCCAGCUCUAGGAAGAGUCUUGGUGGUUCCAAACUUCUUCCAUUUAAGAAUGAUGGAGGCCACUGUGUUCUUGGGGUCCUUCAAUGCUGCAGAAAGUUUUUGGUACCCUUCCCCAGAUCUGUGUCUCGACACAAUCCUGUCUCGGAGCUCCACGGACAAUUCCUUCAACCUCAUGGCUUGGUUUUUGCUCUGACAUGCACUGUCAACUGUGGGACCGUAUAUAUAGACAGGUGUGUGCCUUUCCAAAUCAUGUCCAAUCAAUUGAAUUUACCACAGGUCGACUCCAAUCAAGUUGUAGAAACAUCUCAAGGAUGAUCAAUGGAAACAGGAUGCACCUGAGCUCAAUUUCAAGUCUCAUCGCAAAGGGUCUGAAUACGUUAUGUAAAUAAGGUAUUUCUGUUUUUAUUUUUAAUAAUUUGCACAACCUACAAAAACAUUUGCUUUGUCUUUAUGGGGUAUUGUGUGUAGAUUGAUGAGGAAAACGUUUAAUUUAAUCAAUUUUAGAAUAAGGCUGUAAUGUAACAAAAUGUGGAAAAAGUUAAUGGAUCUGAAUACUUUCCGAAUGCACUGUAUGGCAUCCUUCCCCUUUUCUGCUUUUCUUUCUCUCUGUGUCAGUCAUUUUGAUGUUUCCAUGCCAAGCAAAAAGACAGGGCCCUUAGAGAGGAAUAACAAGAAAUGACCCUCACUCAUUCUUUCCAUCUGCCUAGGCUCUGUCCUAAUCUUUUACCACCUCUCCAAGAUCAACAGUACAGCAUGACCACUUUCCUCCGUUCUUCCUUACUCUGAAAUGUCAGAACAAUAUGCCUGUUGUUGUCAUUAAGGAUGUUGAGUUGAGCAAGACACUUGGAAAAUGAACCAUUUACUACUUGUUUCUCUCUAGCUCCCCGCUCCUCUCUAAGGUCAACAGCACCAGUACGGGUCAGUUAGACAAGCUGGUCUCCCCUGGCCUGCCUGCCCUGACCCCUGAGUCUGAGGAGGAGUGCUCGUUCCCCCCUCAGAGGGUCAGCACCUUCCGCCCGCGCCCCUACAGCAUGGCCGACUCCAACCAGGUCAGCCUGAGGCCGAAGGUCAGAGGUGAAGGGGUAGAGUGGGCAGGGCCCUCUAACCGACCGGCUCUGUCAAUGCUGAUGCAAGAGGUAUAGAUGGCUUAUAAUGACAGAAUAUAAUGUAGAUAUGAUAUGUAAUGGGUUAAUAACACUAGGAUCUUUAUCCCUUUUACUACAGCUCUCCUCAGACUUCGCCUCUCCUCCACCCUCACCAACCUGGUAAAUGCAUUCAUUAUAUUUUAUACAGUAGACAUACUGCACUGCAGUAGUCACCAACCCUGGUCCACUUUAGAUACAUUCCUGUCAAUAAACGUGUCUAAGCUUCUGUCAUGCCUGAUAUGCACAUUGUCUCCCUUGCAGGACCAACCCAUUUGCCCAUAUCCGACUCAGAAAGACGGUGACCAACGAUCGCUCUGCACCAAUCAUCGAAUAGGACAUGGUCUCCUUGAUCAGGCAACCAAUGGAGAGGUGUUAAUAAGGAAACGUUCAUGUGUUUUGAAUUUGUUCUCAGAGGCCAGUAACUGUGUUGGUUGAGUUCUCAACUGUUGAGCCUUAAGAGAAAGCCCUACGUUAACCUUUCUGUUCAUGUUGGUUAUUUACAAGGGCUGAUUAGAUGUGUAUUAAUCAGGCCUAAUUCAAAAUACAGACACUUAUGUGGUGUUAUUUUGAUGAUAGAAGAAUCAAAGCCGAAAUUUCAGUGACAUUACAGUGAUUGUCAAAGACCCUUUGGACAAAAUGAGAUGUAGCUUUCAGCUGGUGAAUCAGAUCUUCAAUUAAAAAAAAUCCACCUUAGUAUUUGAGAAUUAUAGCGGGAGUUGGAAUAUAGAGCACUGCGAUGUUAGUAAAAACACAAACAGAGGAAGGCCAUUUUGUCGGCAUGUCCAACAGCCCUGGGCAUUACUGACUAUAAGAUCAUUUUAUCAUUUUAUGUUUAUUUUCAUUUCACAACACUUUUCUAGAAGUAACCUUGGUAGAAAAUGUUUUAUGUUAUUUUGUCUGUACCCGUUCAGGGACUGGUUCCUGGUAGCAGGCUAUAGUUAGGUAAUAGUUUUAAUGAAUUAUAGCAUACUUUACUUUUACCAUUAGGAAUUGUCUUAAAGGACAGAUUUUUGAGAAGAGAGUUGUUUUUUUUUGUGCGGAGAGAUGUGUGUGAUCCAGGAAAUCGAAACAUGUUGAAGAAUUUCAUGUUUUUUUUCCAUUGUUGGGAUUCAAUAAGGAGUAUUUUUAAGCACAUGUUAGCUAGGCAGAUUUUUUCACUAGAUGAGACCACCAUCACUCAAUCCUGAGUGUCACAGUGGUCUAAGGCUGAAUCGCAGUGUAACUGAUUCAAGAUACUGGUUGAAUCCAGCUGGUCGCACGAGGCCACAGACCGGCAUGGGGGCACAAUUGGACCCAGAGUUGAAAUGGCGCAGGGUGUAGCUCAGUUGAUGAGCAUGGCGUUUGCAAUGCCAGGGUUGUGGUUCGAUUCCCACGGGGCAAAUUAAAGACAAUAAAAAAUAUUGUAUUCACAUAACUGUAUGCCCAUGUGAUAGAGCGUUGCAAUGAUUUAAAUGAAAUUGUAAUGAUUGAUUCACUUUACAACUUAAUGACAUGUCAUCGUAUGGAGAUUUAAAAAAGGUUUAUUGAUGUUGCAAUGGAAGUUGCUUACUGAGGUCAUCAGCACAACGUUGGGUAGGAAAUAGUUCAAGUUUAAACACCAAUAUUUUUAAAAUAAUAAUUUGUUUUAAUGUACUUUGUAUAAGGAAUUAUACUUUUAAGAUCAACUGAUCAAUUUACGAAGGCAAUUGAUAUGAUUUGUUAUACACAGAAAUAUGUUGCAUUGCAAAGCUAUUGCUGCAAGUUUGGGAUGUGUAGAUUGUAUUGAACAUUUACCUUCAAGAGUCUCUUAUCUACUUUAAGGUAUUAAUAGAAGUAAGAAGGAGCAACAGUACAGAUGUAGGAUCUUCAUUUGAUCACUCUUUUGUUGCUGAGAAUUUUCCUGAAAAGCAGGAAAUACAAACUUGUAGUGUAUUUUCG
Molecule: messenger RNA, 15389 nt
Organism: Coregonus sp. 'balchen'
Lineage: Eukaryota; Metazoa; Chordata; Actinopteri; Salmoniformes; Salmonidae
Source: the annotation of a GenBank genome assembly